AUGGAACAAAUGGAAUUUUUCUUUGUUGCAAAUGACAUCACAGACGCAAAAAAGAAAAAAGCGAUCUUUUUAGCCUCAUGUGGGACGGAAACCUACACGAUAUUAAAAUCGGUUGCCACACCGAUUACCAUUUUAGAAGAAAAAUUUACAUUUGAGGCGGCAACUAAAUUAUUGACUAGUUAUUUUUGUCCGGCAGAGAAUAUAAUAAUACAAAGGUUUAAAUUUUAUCGGAGAAACCAAAAAGAGGACGAAUCAAUUUCCGAAUAUUUGGCAGCGCUAAGGAAAUUGAGCCAAGACUGCAAUUUCAAUGAUUUGGACGAAAUGUUACGAGACAGACUAGUCUGUGGCAUGUACGAUGAAAAUUUACAAAAGCGGCUUCUGGCGAAUGACCAGUUAACAUUAAAAAUAGCGCAGGAGGAAGCUAUAGCAUCAGAAACAGCACAAAAAAAUGCGACGGAACUUAAAACGUCAGCCAGCCUGCCAGGAUUGAAUAAAAUUUCAAGCAACAAGGUAAAACCAAAUCGUGCUCCAGUGGACCAUAUUCAGAAUUGUUAUCGUUGUCGAGGAAAUCAUCAUUCAGAUCAGUGCAAAUUUAAAGACGCGGAAUGUUAUUAUUGCAAAAAGCGUGGACAUAUUGAGAGAGCUUUCAUAAAAAAAGCAAAAACCAAAAAGCCAGCAACAAAUAAUGGGAGAAGACCAAACAGAGUAAAUCUUUUAGAUACAAACCAGGAAACUCAAACGACGGAGUAUUUAUGGUCAAUGUUCGCUAAAGGUAGUCCAUCGGUCAAGAGAGUGAUUACGAUAAGUAAGUCACCGGUACAAAUGGAAAUAGACUCGGGGGCAAGUUACUCAAUAGUAAGUGAAAAGUUAUUUAGAGAAAAAAUGCCGUAUAUUCCGCUAAAACCAAGUCAAAUACAAUUAAGAACUUGGGGAACAGAGAAAAAUCUUAAACUGAGUGGGGAAGCAGAAGUACCAGUCUCAGUUGGGAACGUCACAAAGAAACUAAAGUUGUUAGUAGCAGCGGGUGAUGGUCCGGCUCUAAUUGGUCGAAAUUGGUCGAAAUUGGUUUAA
This is a messenger RNA of Teleopsis dalmanni, 1071 nucleotides long. RefSeq lists its product as uncharacterized. NCBI's taxonomy places the organism in Eukaryota, Metazoa, Arthropoda, Insecta, Diptera, Diopsidae. The transcript has a single exon. The coding region runs from base 1 to 1071 and encodes 356 amino acids. The record is from RefSeq and is a predicted model, not a curated record.